Messenger RNA from Schistosoma margrebowiei, 2415 nucleotides. The record is from the annotation of a GenBank genome assembly. Lineage: Eukaryota; Metazoa; Platyhelminthes; Trematoda; Strigeidida; Schistosomatidae.
AUAACAACACACCACACGGUUUUGAACAAUGGGAGAUUUAGAGGAUUUUUUGGAAAAGUGGCCAGCACAUGCCCUUGGAAGAGUGUUCGCAAAGUCGAAUGCGUGUGUUAUCAAUAAUAAAUUAGUUUCGCUGACAGAAGUUGAAACAAAAAUCCCUAAUAUUGUUCCAAAACCAAAAUUCCUUGAUACACUCGAAAAGAAAAUAUGCAGUGGUUUAAAAAAUAUACAGUCAGAUGACAGGGACCUUAGGUUUCAGAUUUACAAAGAAGCAUUUCAAUCAUUCAUCCAUGAGUUCAAGACAUACAGAACGUUUCUUUCCGUCAUCAACAAAGAAUAUGAAGAAUACCUAAACUUUUAUAAGGCUGAGGCACAAAAGCUUAGACCAGUCAAGGAAUAUCUCUGGACAAUUUCUCAAGAGUGCGAUGAACGUAUAUUAAAAAUACAAAAGCGAGAAAGACCAGAACUCAAUAGUUUGAAACGAGAAAUCAUAAGACUGAGAGAAUUGGUUUCACAAUUAAAGGAGGAUAAGGUUGGUCUAGAAACUCAGGUAGAACAAUUAACUCAGUCAAUUAAAGAAGAACACGACAAAUUUAGAUAUGAAGCUGAUGCAAAACGGCUAUUAAUAUCAGAAAUUAAUGCAAUGAGAAUGCAGUUUGAUGAAAGUGAAGGGGUAUCUAAGCAACUACAAAGUAAAACUAACCGACAAGAUGAUCCAGUCUUGUUGAAAAUCGCACUAGAACAAGCAAGAAAAGCUCAGUCAGCUUCUGAAUUUGAAGUGGUUCAACUAAAAGCCGAAUACGUGAAUGUUAUGCCUAAAAGUCGGUAUGAUGCCUUAUGGGAAGAAAAUAACAAAAUAAAAAACGAUUAUGACAUGAAGAUUAAAGAAAAUGAACAAUUAAAUGAAUCUUUGGAACUUCUAAAAAAUCAAUUAAAUGAAGUUAUGAAACAACGUGAUCAAUCAGAAACAACAGUUCAACAGUUACAAAGAGUAUCAACACCGAGACCGGAAUGGAAUGAAGUUGGACGCAAAUUACCUGGAGGUUUAACUCGAUGGUUGGAAGAAACUGCGUCAAUGUCAUCUCAAGAGAAAAUGCAUUUCCUUGUCAAUCAGCUGACAGCACGAAAUUCUGAAAAUAUCAAAUUCAAUUUAAAUGCAUACAUAAAGGAAGAACUGAAUUUUGUCCCAUCAUUUUUACAAACGUCCGAAGCUGGUGUUAUAAUAUCCAGACCAAUACAACUUCGAGAUUGUUUAUUAUUGACACAUGAACUUUGGAAAACUAGGAAGAAUGAAAAAGAUUCAGUGAAGGAACAUUCUUUAGGACAACGAAGACGAUCACUUGCAUCGAGACGACUUUCACAGAUGAAAAUUCAAUCAAAAUUACCAACAAUUAUUCAAAAUGUAUCAAAAACAUUUGAUGAAUUUCUAUGUAAUUACUUUAAACAAAUUUAUGGCAUUGAACAAAUACGUAUUGAAUGGGUAUAUGGUUUUUAUGAAAUAUUAAUCAAAGAAAAUAAUAAUUAUAAACUUAAUGAAUUAAGAAUGAUUAUUGAAAAUAAGAUGGAUGAAGAAUGUCAUUGGCACUUGGAAUCAUGGAUACUAUUUAUUAAAGAACAAAUACUAACGUUUAUUGAUAGCAGUAAUAAUAGUUCAGUUAUAAUGCCGACUACUGAAAACUCUGAAAAACAAAAAGUAAUCUUAAAACAAACUUUACAUGAAGCGCUAUUAAAUAUAUUCAGUCAGCAAGAUUUAAACAACUUAAAUAUCAUAAUUGAAUCAGCUGAAGAGUAUGCAGGUUUACAAAUAAAAGACUCAUCUCCAAAAUCGUUAACAAAUAUGGAUGGAGGCGAAAGCAAAGAUAAUGACAAUAUACAGACUAAUUUACAGAAUAUGCUUGAUUUUAAUAAAUUAUUCGAUGAUAUACAUGAUGAAGACUUCAAUCCAUUCUUAAAAGAAUUAAUUUUAAUAUAUAAACACUUAAAAGCAACAUUUGUCAAUGGAAUUGUCACCGAACUUCAGAAAUUAAACAGAUCAGAUGGAGUACAAUCCAGCAACGUAACAUUAGUUCAAGUAAAGCAUGCAAUCGAAUGCAUAGCUCCAUCCACUGCUGUCACAUUGAAUGUAAGACCGAAAAGUGGGAAACCUAUCACAACACAACAGCAACAGUACACACUAUCGAUUGAUAUCGAAUCAAGUCUAGAAUGGUUGUUCAAAAUUAAUCCAAAUGAUUCACCAUUACAAUCUAUACCUUUGAAUCAGUUAACAACACGUCUUGAAGGAUGCAAUCUGUUUUUUAGAAACUAGUAUAGAAACUUAUAAUUUCUUGUUUUGUUCAUUUUUCUUUUAACAAACUACAUUUUUAGAGAAAAAAGAGUUAUCUCAGUAAUUCCAAGUAAAUAGAUGUUGAAAUCUUAUAA